AAUUAAACUAAAAAAAAAAAUAUUGCAUUUAAUUAGAUUAUAAUAAUAAUUAUUAGAAUUAAUUGAAUUUUAGAUUUUAAAAAAAAUGGAUAUUACUGCUACUAACGAACCUGUAAGAUUCUACUGCUUUGUUACUUGUCCUUACGCCAUCAGGGUAAGAACCGCUUUAGAACUCCUCUAAGUACCAUAUGAAUAUAAUGAAAUUGAUCUAUUGGUAAAUUAAUAACUUACUCCUGAGUUCCUAAAAAUAAAUCCCCUCCAUUAAGUACCAGUGAUUAUUAACAAGCAAGGAUAGACUAUAUCAGAAAGCUUGGUCUGCUUAGAGUAUCUCAAUGAUAAAUACUAACCUGGCUUGCUUCCUUAAGACAGUUUCUAAAGAGCCCAAAUCAGAAAAUGGAUCACAUAUUAUAGUUCUAUUGACGCAAAGAAAUGGAGAAUUUUAGGUGCUAUUAGAAACAAAAAUAAAGAAGAAGCUUAUCGUAUUCUAAAUGAAAUUUAAUAAAAUUUAAAAUUCUUGUCAUCUUAAAUUGAUUUGCCAAUUAGAGUUGAAUAAAAUUCAAAAACCUUCUUGUUUGGUUCUACUUUUGGGAUGGGUGAUAUUGCUAUUCUACCAGUUUUAGAUUAAAUGAUUAUAUUAUUUGAAACUGCAUUUGGAAAGCAUAUUUUAAAAGAUAAUUUGAAUGGAAAAGAUGUUGAUGCACUAAAAGCACUUUAUAUUUGGUUUGAAAAUACCAAAUAGUAACCUGCAUACUAAAAGUCAACAUACAAGCUUUAGAGUCUACCAUAAAAUCCUCUAAUUGAUGAACUUAACUUAAGAAAUAACUGGCAAUUCGAUAAAUAUUACAUAAACUUUGCAUAAAGAAAGUUCUUCCCUAGUGGUUAAAUCCCAAAAUUAUGAAAAAUGUUCUUGCUAAAUACCUAUUGAUAAAAUCAUUUUUUUACUAAUCAAAAUAAAUCUAUAUUAAAAUGUAAUUUACUUUUUAUGUUAAUAUCCCAAAAUAGACACAUUUUCUGAUAU
Tetrahymena thermophila SB210 is the source of this 1018-nucleotide messenger RNA. RefSeq names its product glutathione S-transferase, amine-terminal domain protein. Gene Ontology annotation, cellular component: cytoplasm. The record is from RefSeq and is a predicted model, not a curated record. The annotation marks the transcript as partial. Lineage: Eukaryota; Ciliophora; Oligohymenophorea; Hymenostomatida; Tetrahymenidae. The transcript has 3 exons.